GAGAAGAGCAUGUUUCCUCUGGAUGUUGUGGUCGCGUCUCCAAGCUAAUGUCAAACACCUACACGCUGUGCCAUAAUGAACUGUUAUAACAGAAUAGCCCGUACGGGUGAAUGGGCCUCCGGCCUGAUCACCCUCUUGUCUCGGGUCAAACCACGGACAAACUGUCGCUGGGGUCCGGACGCAGUGUUGUCCCACAGCCGGUGCCAGGCCACCAACGCAGGACAGAAACCCCGCCUGAGAGCGAUCGACCUGGCCCGGAAGGUCCAGCAGGAGAAGACGACGACAGAAGCUGCCCAGGCUCCGGUGUCCGGCCAGCAGAGGAGGGUGAUGGAGCUGAAACGGUUCAGUCUGCAGCUUCAAAAUGUUCAUCCUAACGUGCUGGCUAAACACCUCCACCGAAGCGUGCUGUACCAGGAUAAAGAUGUAGUGGUCCUUAAUAAACCUCAUGGCGUCCCUGUCCGAGAUAACUCCAGGGUCACAUCGAUCUCCUCUGUGCUUCCUGUCCUUUCCAAAAUGUUGGAUGGGAUGAAGAUCAAGUCUGAUUCUCAGCUGCUCCCCUGUCUGGGGCUUGAGAAGGAGACAACAGGAGUUCUCCUGCUGGCCAGGAGUGAAGAGGCAGUGGAACACAUACUCAACCUGCACAGAAACCACCAAGUGCAAAAAAAAUACUGGGUCAUCACAGUCGGUGUUCCUGUGCCAUCUGAAGGAGUGAUUGACAUUCCCAUCAUAGAGAGAGAAGUCAGAGGCCCCCAGCCACACUACAAGAUGGCGUUAAGUCCUCUUUUCAAAAUGAAUGAUGAAGGUGAUGGUGUAACCAAAGUCCGAGCCAAUCGGCAAGCUCAUUCUGCUGUGACCAAGUACAGAGUCCUGGACAGCAGCAGUGGUUGCAGCCUUGUGGAGCUUCAGCCUUUUACAGGGGCAAAGCACCAGAUGAGGGUUCACAUGGCAUUGGCUCUGGCAUGUCCCAUUCUAGGUGACCAUAAAUAUUCCCAGUGGAGCAAACUGGCACCCCAGAAAUUACCGGAACGUGUGUUGGGAAGGCUUGGACUGGAGCAGAGCAAGAUCCGGUAUCUUCCUCUUCAUCUACACGCUCGACAGCUGACGCUGCCAGGAGCCAAUCAAGCAGACAUCAACGUGUCCUGUCCUCUCCCUAAGUACUUCACACAAACACUGCAACGACUGCAUUUAAACCUUCCUCAUGAAAAAGAUGAUAAAUAAUGGCAUCCUCGCUUUUUGUUAAAUUCUUUGCAAUCCAAUAGAUGUCUGCAAGUAGUGGACAUCAGCUGUGAAGGAUUUCGGACUGCCACAUGGGGAAAAGAAAGUGUGUUACCAUUUAAAUUAAAUGGAAAAUUAAAUUAUAUCAAGCUGGGGUUUUUUUGUAGGGCUAUUUUGUAAAAUUGUCAAACAGAGAAGAGACUGUGUAGAAAAUGACUGUACAGUGCUAUACAACGGAUUUUAGUAAUAAACAUAUGAAGCAGAACUGUA
Toxotes jaculatrix (banded archerfish) is the source of this 1485-nucleotide messenger RNA. Its product is annotated as mitochondrial RNA pseudouridine synthase rpusd4-like. NCBI's taxonomy places the organism in Eukaryota, Metazoa, Chordata, Actinopteri, Toxotidae. Gene Ontology annotation, molecular function: RNA binding; pseudouridine synthase activity. The record is from RefSeq and is a predicted model, not a curated record. The transcript has 6 exons. Gene Ontology annotation, biological process: pseudouridine synthesis. Bases 76 to 1218 code for a protein of 380 amino acids.